Messenger RNA from Salvia miltiorrhiza (redroot sage), 2210 nucleotides. RefSeq lists its product as uncharacterized. The transcript is spliced from 2 exons. NCBI's taxonomy places the organism in Eukaryota, Viridiplantae, Streptophyta, Magnoliopsida, Lamiales, Lamiaceae. The record is from RefSeq and is a predicted model, not a curated record. Bases 117 to 2063 code for a protein of 648 amino acids.
AAAGUUGCCACUUACCUUUUUUUUUUUCUUCUUUGUUUUUGUUGUUCUGUUUUAAUAAGAUGCAGGAAUUGUAUGUGUGUGUUAAUACUUGCUGUUAAGAGAGAAAGAAAGUAGAGAUGGGUGAUGAGGAGAUUAUUCCUCAUAUGUUUCAUGAACACCCGCUGACUCUGAUCCCCAACCCGGCCGCGGAAACAGAUUAUUCUUGGGCCAAUUUGUGUUAUGGUUGUCGGAGAUACUUUUUAGCAGGAGAGGCAGUCUAUGGAUGCAGCCAAAAGUGUGGAUUUCUUGGGCUAUUACACAAAGAAUGCAUGGAAAUGCCGAGAGAGAUCCGCCAUCCUCUCCACCCUUCACACUCACUCACACUACAACACUCUUUAUAUGAUGAUAUCAUAAAUAGAUGUGCAGUUUGUGAAGGGUAUUAUGUGGUUGAGCUGUGCUACAAAUGUAUUGGGGGAUGUGAGUUUUUGAUCCACUUGCGAUGCGCAGGGGGUUUUGAUGAAGCAGUAGUUGAUGAUAAUCCAACAAUUAAGCACCCAAGCCACCCCCAACACCUGCUCAAAUUUUCUAAGAAAACAAGGUGGUGCUCCUUCCCCUGUGAUGCCUGUGGUGCUACUCACAAAGGGAACUCCUACAUCUGCACCAUUUGCGACUACUGGAUACACGAGAGCUGCGCACUCUUGCCGGAGUCUGCGCACUUCCCUCAUCAUCGCCCCGACCACUCCCUCUCCCUCGCUUUUCAUACGCCAUAUGAGUACAUCCUAUAUUAUUUUGUGUGUGCUAUAUGCAGCGGACCUUUGCGAAUGAGAUGUUGGAUCUAUCAUUGCCAGAUUUGCAGUUAUGUCGUCCAUAUCAAUUGCGCCUCCCUCUCGCCUUCUGAUUCAUUUAAUAAUGAAAUCGCAGUUGAUGAUGAGAAAGGUAUUACAAAAGGUCCAAUAGAUGACAUAUAUGAGGAGAUAAUCAGACCCUUUGUUAAAAGAGAGAGAGGACAAAUUUUCAUUCCUCAUGAUCAUGACAAUCAGAACAUUGAUGGCAAAUACAAGUUCAACAAUCACCAUCAUCUACUAAGUUUUACUACAUUUUCAACGGCAUUGCCCUCUUCAUCAUCUCAUAAUCACAACCAUGAAAAAGAAGAAGAUGACAAUGACGACGAUGACGAAGACAAUAGUAUUCCAAGAUCGGUACUAUUUACAUGUGAUGGAUGCACAUUGCCUAUACAUGAAAAGAAGCAAACAGAUGAUGAUUAUGUCUACGAGAAUGGUUACAUGAGUUGUGAUGAAUGUAAAUACUUUCUCCAUUUGUCCUGCUUUAACUUACCACCACAUCUCCCAUCUCUUCCACUCCACCCCUUCCAAAAUCACAAGUUUACGCUUCGAAAUGCUGGCAAGCUAACAGAUUGGGAAUACUGCAGUAUCUGUUGGGGUUUGAUGAAUGGGCUCUUUUAUGAGUGUACCCAAUGCUACUUCAAUAUAGACAUCAAGUGUGCUUCUCUUCCCAACACCAUAAAACACGCUGCUCACCCCCGACAUAACCUGCAUCUCAAUCUAGUCAAGGAUAGUCGGUGGUACAAAUUUUGUGGUGUUUGUUAUGAUUCUAUAUAUACAGAAAAUGUAUUGUACAGAUGCAAUAGCUGCAAAUUUUGCAUGUGUAGUAGAUGCGUGUUGCUACCAGCACAAAAUAAGCAUAGAUUGGAGAAGCACCCGUUGCGAUUGACAUAUGAUGCGUAUGUUAACCAUCCUGGUGAGUUCUACUGCAGCAGCUGUGAAGUCAAAAUGAAUCCGAGGAAGAGGAUGUAUUAUUGUCGAGACUGCGAUCAAUCCUUUCAUCCCGAAUGCAUUCCUGCUAGGUCGGGUGAGUUUAGAAACAUCAAGUAUGGGAUGCAACAGUAUGUGAUUCCCACUCUUCAUCACCACCCUCUUAGAUUUCAAAUCAUAACCAAGAAAAAGCGUUGCGACCUUUGUCAUGCUGGUAGUUAUGAUAAGCCUGGAUUCCAAUGUGUGUCAUGCUACUUUGUCAUGUGUUGGUUCUGCAGUGGAAGUCACAUGAAUGCCUUAAAGCCCAUCUGAUUCAUAUCCAUCUGAAUCUCUCAUUUUAAUUGUGUGUAUAGAUUAUUGUAUUUGUGGGAUAAAUUAAUGUGUGUUGUUCCUAUUUAAGUGAUGAGUUGUAUGCCUUGUAAGUCAAUACUAAAUAAAAGGUUUUAUAAUUGUGUAUUA